GGAGAGCGGUUUACGACAGCGCCGAUCGUGUUUACGGCGCCGCCUGCUGCGCGCGCAUGUUUCCUCCUUUCCCGGUUUCUCUGAGAGCUGCUGGUAACGCUGUCUCCAACCCUGACCAUCCUCUGCCAUCCCGGCCGGAGAAGGCCGCUGCAGGUUUUGGAAGAUGGCAAAGUUUAUGACACCCGUGAUCCAGGAUAACCCCUCAGGUUGGGGUCCCUGUGCGGUGCCUGAGCAGUUCCGGGAUAUGCCCUACCAGCCAUUCAGCAAAGGAGAUCGUCUCGGAAAGGUUGCAGACUGGACAGGAGCCACAUACCAGGAUAAGAGGUACACAAAUAAGUACUCCUCUCAGUUCGGUGGUGGCAGUCAGUAUGCUUAUUUCCAUGAGGAGGAUGAAAGUAGCUUCCAAUUGGUGGAUACAGCACGCACACAGAAGACUGCCUACCAGCGGAACCGAAUGAGAUUUGCACAGCGGAACCUCCGCAGAGACAAAGAUCGACGGAACAUGUUGCAGUUCAACCUGCAGAUCCUGCCUAAGAGUGCCAAGCAAAAAGAGAGAGAACGCAUACGACUGCAAAAAAAAUUCCAGAAACAAUUCGGGGUGAGGCAGAAAUGGGAUCAAAAAUCACAGAAGCCCCGAGACUCUUCCGUUGAAGUUCGUAGUGACUGGGAAGUGAAAGAGGAGAUGGACUUUCCUCAGUUGAUGAAGAUGCGCUACUUGGAAGUAUCGGAGCCACAGGAUAUUGAGUGCUGUGGGGCCCUAGAAUAUUAUGACAAAGCCUUUGACCGCAUCACCACGAGGAGUGAGAAGCCACUGCGGAGCAUCAAGCGCAUCUUCCACACUGUCACCACCACCGACGACCCUGUCAUCCGAAAGUUGGCAAAAACUCAGGGGAAUGUGUUUGCCACUGAUGCCAUCCUGGCCACACUGAUGAGCUGUACGCGCUCAGUGUAUUCCUGGGAUAUUGUCGUCCAGAGAGUCGGUUCCAAGCUCUUCUUUGACAAGAGAGACAACUCUGACUUUGACCUCCUGACAGUGAGUGAGACUGCCAACGAGCCCCCUCAGGAUGAAGGUAAUUCCUUCAACUCACCCCGCAACCUGGCCAUGGAAGCAACUUACAUCAACCACAAUUUCUCCCAGCAGUGCUUGAGAAUGGGGAAGGAGAGAUACAACUUCCCCAACCCAAACCCGUUUGUGGAGGAUGACAUGGACAAAAAUGAAAUUGCCUCUGUUGCAUACCGUUACCGCAGGUGGAAGCUUGGAGAUGACAUUGACCUCAUUGUCCGCUGUGAGCAUGAUGGUGUCAUGACUGGAGCCAACGGGGAAGUGUCCUUCAUCAACAUCAAGACCCUCAAUGAGUGGGAUUCCAGGCACUGUAAUGGUGUUGACUGGCGUCAGAAGCUGGACUCACAGCGAGGGGCUGUCAUUGCCACUGAGCUGAAGAACAACAGUUACAAGCUGGCCCGGUGGACCUGCUGUGCUUUGCUGGCCGGAUCUGAGUACCUCAAGCUUGGUUACGUGUCUCGGUACCAUGUGAAAGACUCCUCACGCCACGUCAUCCUGGGCACCCAGCAGUUCAAGCCCAAUGAGUUUGCCAGCCAGAUCAACCUAAGUGUAGAGAACGCCUGGGGCAUUCUGCGCUGUGUUAUCGACAUCUGUAUGAAGCUGGAGGAGGGCAAAUACCUCAUCCUCAAGGACCCCAACAAACAGGUCAUCCGCGUCUACAGCCUUCCUGAUGGCACCUUCAGCUCUGAUGAAGAUGAUGAGGAAGAAGAGGAGGAGGAGGAGGAGGAAGAAGAGGAAGAAACUUAGACAUUGAUGUGGAGGUGAAAUUUGCAGUUCCACUGAGCCUGGAAGGGCCUUUGAUUCCUGGCUCUUGCUCUCACACGUUUGACAAAUGGAAUAAAGUAUGCACCUGUUUGGUCUCUUUCCUUC
Molecule: messenger RNA, 1933 nt
Organism: Carlito syrichta (Philippine tarsier)
Lineage: Eukaryota; Metazoa; Chordata; Mammalia; Primates; Tarsiidae
Gene: EIF3D
Product: eukaryotic translation initiation factor 3 subunit D
Exons: 15
Coding region: 164-1810 (548 amino acids)
Biological process (GO): translational initiation
Cellular component (GO): cytoplasm; eukaryotic translation initiation factor 3 complex
Molecular function (GO): translation initiation factor activity
Source: RefSeq, a predicted model, not a curated record